UUGUUUCACCUAUGCAAGACUGGUUUUUGUGUUGACAGAGUUGAUGCAAAUAUUGACUUUUCCAAAUGGAAAGAUAGUUAUUUGAGGUCGCCUUGUUGGGCGAAACUGACGCGCUGGAAUAUGAGAAUUUAGCUGAUAAAAUGGAACUCUUCCCCCUACAUUCUCACAAGGAAUGGCUGCAAGACUGUGCUGGUCUACUCAACUCGGAGUGGCCGAGAAGCAUCGCUGCAAGACUUUACAGCCUGGAGAAAUCCUGUGAUGACUUGCCAUGUAGCUUGGUUCUUGUGUCAGAAAACAAGGUGGUGGGUCACAGCCGCUUGGCAUCAGUCCAAGGAAUCAAGAACUCAUGUUUACUCGAAUCAGUUGUGGUUCCAAAAGAUCUACGAGGGAAAGGUUUAGGUCGGAAACUGAUGGACAAGACAGAAGAGUAUGCCAAGAGUUCAGGAUUCCAAACAAUAUUUUUGAACACGAUAGACAAACAAGAAUUUUACCGCCAUCUUGGGUACCAGGACUCUGGUCCAGUUGCAAGUCUGGGAGCCAAUGCUCAUCUCAUACCGGAUAGUUUGAUCGCUAAGAUGAUGAAUGUCGGUAUGAGCCACACACCAGACACAGCCAAGAAGGAGGUGGCAGUGGCAGAGUUACCUCCCCCUGACACUAGUCCCCCACCUCCACCUCCCCCUCCCAUCCCCCCACCCCCUCCAGCUCCAGCUCCAGCAGAUGAUGACAGGCACGUCAUCCGCCUGAGCCGUAACUCAGUCACAUGGAUGAGGAAGGACCUUCCCUAGGCUACGAUCUACC
Haliotis rufescens (red abalone) is the source of this 798-nucleotide messenger RNA. Its product is annotated as N-alpha-acetyltransferase 80-like. Lineage: Eukaryota; Metazoa; Mollusca; Gastropoda; Lepetellida; Haliotidae. Gene Ontology annotation, cellular component: cytoplasm. Gene Ontology annotation, molecular function: N-acetyltransferase activity; acetyl-CoA binding. The record is from RefSeq and is a predicted model, not a curated record. The coding region runs from base 141 to 785 and encodes 214 amino acids. Gene Ontology annotation, biological process: protein acetylation. The transcript has 5 exons.